GCGGCGGAGCGCGGAGAGGCGCUCCAGUGAAGGUGGUGAGUGUGGCGAGAAGCGCGCGACCUGUGCCCCUUUGGGGUAACAUGUGUAUACCUGAGGUGCAGCGGCGCCCCGAGAAGCUCAAGAGUGAUCGUCAGAGCCUCGCUAGGCAGAUGUGGGCGGGAGCUAAUGUGCAGGUGCUCGUACGUCUGGCAAGCCCAGGGCACUAGAGACGAAGGAUGAAACAGGCAGAUAAUGGGAACACGCUCCCCUCGCUCUGGAUACGCAAAUCUACAUGUCCAGGAAAGAUGUGACCCAGAGGAAUACGACUUUGAAGAUGUUCUAGACACCUACUCGCUGGCUGUGGAUGCAUCUCCAGCAGCAUCAAUACUAGUAGCAGCCCCGACCAUCAGCACCGAAAUCUACCGUCGCCCCGUGUACCGGUCCCCGCCUGCUGUUCGCAGAGCCCGACGACCCGACCACCCGACCCGACCACCCGACACUUCGGCGGUAACGGCGCCAGCAGCAGCACCGAGCCUUCAUCAUGACCGCCAGAUCUGUUCUUGCACCUGUCGCCUCCACAGCAACACGGAGUGCAAGAGCCGUAGCAGGUCACGCGAGCGGCGGCUACUGGGAAUGGGCGACUUGGAGAGCAUAUUUGUGGGUGGAGUAAGUGGUGCAGGAGGGCGUGGUGUGGGUGUGGCCAGUGUGAGUGGGCGGAACGUUGGGGUGAGUGGAGGAAAUGGCAGCAAAAGUGGACGAAAUAAGGGUAGGGGCGCGAGUGCUAGCAACAGUAGUGGUGGGCUGGGUCUACCCACUUCAUGUACCUCGGGUGCCAGUGGUGGGCGGGGUAUGACAGUAGGUGGUCAUAGUGGAAGUGGUGUCGGGCAAGGCAGUGCCUCUAAAGGAACUAAUGGGGGUGGUGCAAGACGAAGUGUACAUCAACCUGGAUUCUUAAAAACAGUGUCAAUUAUAGAAACAUUAAGUGAACUGGCUCAUGGACCAGAAGUGCGGCGGCUUGCUCAGGAACCCCGGCCGCAGCGCCCAUCUCGUCCUCACUCUGGUUCACGUGCAUCUUCAUCUCGCCAACCCACCAGUGCCACCUCCGCAGGCGGGGGAAGUGCCACAGACCAUGGUGAUGACACGCCCACACGCCCACCUGGUCCACCUGUCCUUUCAGCUGAUUUUCAACAAUACAGUGAAAAGAUCUAUGAUGCUGUUACAUCCCAACGGCCAGAACCAAGUCUACGAGGUAAUCAUGGAGGACGUGGACGUGUCCACAGCCUUGCACACCCUCGAAGGAGGGAGCGCACUCAGCCUCGGGGAGAAACCACCAUAGAAGAGUCUCAGCUUGCGUCAGGGAUAAAUCAAGAAGGAAGAAGAGAAGAAGAUGAACCUAGCAGGAAGCCCCGAUCUGAUCACCGGGGAAGAGAGCGGGGCAGGACACCUGACUGGAUUAAAAGAAUCUUUGAUAUUGCCAAGAAGGGUGACUUGCCAUCCCUGAAACGUAGUGUUGCUGAUAUGGAGGGCACCUUGAUCCGCAACCUAAGUGAUCACAGCGGCAACAACCUUCUUCAUGUGAUGGCCGUGUUUGGCCAUCUGGCACCAUUGGCUUGGCUGUUAACCUCGCAGCAAGUGCUAGUUGAUGCUCUACAUGAUGAAAACAAGUUUGGACUUACUCCCCUUGUGUGUGCUAUCAAGUAUGGACGGCUAAGGCUGGUGCAGUGGCUGGUAGAGAAUACAGGAGUGAGGGACAAGGUGCGCUGUAAGGAUGGGGAACGCUCUCUCUUACACAUCGGGGCCAAGUAUGCCCAAGAGGAGGUUGUUGGAUGGUUGGUGGAAUACAUGAUGGCUCAUGAGGUACCCCUUGACAACAAAGACCACAAUGGCAAUACAGCUCUCCACCUUGCUGCUCGAACUGGCAACUCAAGGGUUUGCUCCAUCCUCUUACAGCAUGGAGCUGAUGUAACACUGAAGAAUGACAUGGGUCAGAAGGCAUGGGAAGUGUGUGUAGUGCGUGGCCAUCUAGCUUGUGCAGAGUACUUGUGUGUCCAUGAAUCUGGCCUUGCUUUGGCUACUGACCUCACACGAAGAGAAGCGGAGCUGGAGGCAGCAAUGGCAGACAAUCAUGAUCUCAGAGUUAAUUUCAAAGAAGUUUUGAGUGUGGCUCGAAGGCUAGUUAAAGAGAGGGAGGAGGUGGUGCGUGAGCUGUCUCGCCUCCAUGAACACAUGGUAGAGGCUCAUGACAACAUCAUUAUGGCACUACAAGUCCUAGCUGAAGAAAACAACUCUCUCAGGGAUCGUGUUAAUGGGGUUAGGCAGUCCACGCAUGCACGGGAACAAGUGGAGUCAGUUAUAGAGUAUGUAAAUGGGUUGCAUGAGCGGUGGCAGGGAGCACAGAAGACAUGGUUUGGAUCCUCCCUUGUAGACAUGGAGCACCGGAUGCUUCUAGUAGAGGAAGCCUGGAAGAAACUCAGACAUCGAAGUCACCGGACAGUUGCCACUGCACAUCAUCCAUUGGAUGUCUUCAGGGCAAAGCUGUGUUCUGUUCGGGCACAGGGAGGGGAUUGCCGCCUAGGUGAUCUACCAUCACUCUGCUCUUCUGAGGAAUCCCUUGUCUCACUUUUCCCAUUUAGUGAGGAGGAAGAUGUGUAUGAGGGAGUUGAUGACUAUGCUGCAACUGCUUCACCUGCUCAUUCAACACCCACACGAGCUGCUACUAUCUCAUCUACCACAAUACGCUCCCCUGCAAGCGGCGGUAUUGAUGUACGCUCAGAAACACUUCCAGCUAGAUUGGAAGCCUUAUCACCUCGUGUUGGUCACAGUGAACAGGUUCAGGAGCCAGAUUACUUAAGCCGAAGUGAAGCUAACCUAGCAGAUAAUCCUGAUCCAACCAUUGAUCACAAGCAAUCACCAAUAUCUUCUAGGUCAAGAAAGUCAGUUUCCAAAUCAAAGGAAAGUCCUGGGCGACCAUACUGGGCUGAUGCCAGUCUGAGCCCUGGUUUAGGAUUAAUCAGUGAACAGUUAGCUGGAAACUCACCUAGUGGAGAAAGAUUAGGUAAAGAGGAAGUCAGUGCUAGGCUAAGGGAGCUAGCAUUAACAUCUGAAAGUGGCUCUUGUUCAGUGUUGGAAGUAAUUGAACCUUCUAGUGAUGAAAGUGAUACCCCACCUGAUGAUAAUCCUAGGCAACUGGACCCUCAGAUUGGGCCCCGGGGAGUGGCGCCCCCGCGGGCCAGUGAGGAGAGCAGUAGUGGAGAAGCUCAGGCACUCCGUCUGCCCCAUGAUCGGCGCCAAAAACGUGGCCCUCGUGCCCGCCAUGAUGAAGGAGAGAGUUCAGUACGUGGAGGUGAGGCAACUACUACAUCCAGUGAAAGUGGUGCAGACUCAACAUGUUUGAAGCAAGUAGAUCUUUUGCAUGGCACUGACCAUCCACACCAUCUUCGGCUGCAUCUUGCAGACAACAUUGACCAUAAGCACUUUUUAGCAAAUGAGACAUCCCCGGGCGCCGCUGCCGCGGAUGUCUCUGAUAUUUGUGGACAGCGGCACCUGGGCGAUGGGGAGGGCAUGGAGAGUACCAUCAAGGACACAUCUGGAGGAGUGACACCUGUGUACAAACGUAAAGGAUUCCUCCAUAAGUUUUCUAUUAAACCAAGAUGGCCUUCCAAACGGAAGGUUAAGACAGUGCGAAAAGUGCCUGAGCUUAGUGCGCGAGACUUCCAGGAGACAUAUGGCAAUGUAAGAGAAUCUACUUUGUCCCUGGGUGACACUGAUGCCCACACCACCACCGAGUCUAACACUUCAUCUAGUCAAGAGUACAGCAACUCCUCUGAGGAGUCAUCUAUCGGCAAGCCCACCACCUCUACGACUACUACUUCUUCUUCCACAGUCACUACUCGACCCUCUGACCUACCCGAAGCAGAAGCAGCAAGGCACAGAACCCGCAGUGGUGCAUCCUUCUCUGAUAAACAUGUUGAUAAUGGUAAUAGUAUUGCCAGCAACUCUGGUAUCAGUGGACCUUGUCCAUCCAGCCCUCCACCACUGCCUGCUCGUCGGAAGCUACUGCCAGAGGAUAAUUCACCAGCCACACCACCUUCAUCUGCACCACCAGUUCCUCCUGAGCCAGAAUUUGAAUCUAUGGAGGAAAGCCUGCCACCUGUGCCUGAGGAGACAGUGUUGAAACCUGGAAGUGAAGCUCGCAGUGUGGCUGCCUCUGAGGAUUCAGGUAUUGUGGCACGGCCUGCUUCCAGUGCCUCCAAAUCAGAUUCUGUAUCUCGCCCAGAAUCUUCCUCUUCUUCUUUUCCUCCCUUCAAGAGUGACUACCCCCUCCAAAAGGGAUUUUCCCUAACUCAGGACCUUUUGCCUACCCCAGACUCCAGCACUGCUGGCCGUAUGUCCCCUGCACCUAGUGAAAUAAGUAAGACAGAGUCAGCUCUCUCACCUCCUUCCCAUGCCUCAGAUGUCAGCAAGAGUGAGUCAGCACGACAGCUUAGUGUUGGGAAAGGUAGUGUGGGAGGCAGCACAAGUGUCAGCAGCAAGGAAGGGUCAGCCUCCUCCUCGUCAGAUUACUCACUGACAUUAUUGCCACUAAAGAAGCAACUCAAUGUUAAGACAGCAGCUAUCAUUGAUAUUUCUUGCGAGCAGAAGAAUAAAAAACCAGACCAGCCCAGCAUCAGUUCCUCUGCUAGGGGAGACUCAGGAAGUUCUAAGAAGGAAGAGAAACCAUGGUAUGAACUGUCAGAUGAGGAGUCUGACAUCUUACUACCUGACCGUCUUACAAGCAAGGUUAUAACCAGACACUCAUCAUCUGAAGAUGAGACUGAAGUCUGCUGAAAGUCUGAAACCUGAAGACACACUGCCAUAGCUUGGAGAUACUGAAUUCAAAUAAAAAAUAAAAAAGGGACAUGAUUGAUGGCAAAUAUGUUGGCAAAAGUUUAUGAAAUGUGGCUAGAUUCUGCCAAACAUUGGUAGAGAUGGCAAAGCAUGCCACCACACACGUUCGUAUCUCCAAGCACAUUUCAGUUUAACAUCAUAAAUAAUGUGCAUUCUGUAGGUAAUAAUAACAAAUUAUUAUUACAAGAUAAUUUGUUAAUCGUACAUACAUACUGUAUAUUAAAGUGGUUUAGUGAAAUAAGUACUGUAUUGCAAAUGUUGAUACUGUACCUACUUUAAAGUUAUUACAGCAAUGUAAAUAAAAUGUAUUAAACCAAAUAUUAUACUGUAUUUAUAUUGCAGGUUAACUAUUUCACUUAUAUUACCUAAUACCUAUGUUGUAUCAAUAUUUGGCAGUAAUAUUUGAAAAGAUAUAUUGACAUAUAUUUUCAUCAUUAGUAUUUCUUUUGAAAAAGCUACAGACAUAUUGUGGUUAGUAUUAUAAAAAUUCACAAAUUAUCUUUAAUAUGUGAUAUGUAACAAAAUAGUUUUUGUUCUUCAUGAUGAAAAUCAGUAAAGAUUUGUAAAGUCAUAUACCAUGUGCUAGAUAGCCAUGUGUAUAUGAAACAAUAGCCAAGAGUCUUUCAGUCAUCCACCAAAGGUAAUUGCAAAUCUGCCAAAUGCCCCAGUUUGGGGUGAGAAAACUGCAAUUUUAAAUUGUAGGAAGGAGCAGGGAUGAUUUGAAUUGUUUCUGAUAAAAUAUAUUUUUAAAAUCAGAUACAGUAUUUACAGGUAGAAGUGCUUAAAUAUGUACCUUAUUAUAGGUACAUAUCUUAACUUUUUGCUGUAACUUUUAAAACUAUGGUAGUAAACUUUGAUGACGGUCAUAUUUAAAUGAUAUGUGAGUUGUCUGAAGCAUUCCCAUAGAAGGAUGCUUUGGACACAAAAAGAUAAUUCAAACACAUAAUACAAAGGAACUUAAAUGUAAGUGGAUUAUGUUACCGUAUUUGCCAGCGUAUAAGACGCACCCUCGCAUAGGACGCACCUCUAUUUUAUAAGGAUAUUUUAUGGAAAAAAUAUUUUAGUACGUUUCAUCAUACAUUUAUUGAAAGCUAUUUUAAAGUGGUUUUUUGUACCACAACUCUUACCUCCUCUAAGAUCAGCUGUGGUGUAGUUGUUUAUAUUUUGGGCAAGAGAAUUGCUAUACAGGAUUUGAAACUUGUGUUUCUGGAUGUGAUGUUUUGUUGCCACAUCUGGCCACCAGGGUUGCACACCUGGUGGUGACGCACCAUCACAGCACUCUGGUGGUGUUGUCAUUCAUGCAUUACAAAUGGCUGACAGGUGGAUGAAAGUUGAAUAUUCCUUUCAAAUUUCUAUGAUAAUUUUUCAUUUAGAUAAUGAAUAAAUGUGUCUUAAGGGGCCGGGUGCACAAUUUAUCAGCCUUCCUCAAACACACUCAAAUUCUUUGUGCAUAAUUGACAUGGUAAAUGCUCCAACAUUUCCUAAUGGAUCAACAUCAUAACAUGAACAGAAAAUAAAAUAUAAUACAAAAUAUUAACAAAAUUAAAAAAAUUUACAAUUUCAAAUUAGAGUAUCUUUUUUUAAUAAGUCACCAAUUUUUUUUUUUAUUUUUUAUUCAUUAUGGACUCAGAAUGGCGUAUAAUGUUCAUUUUUCACGGUAUAAAAUUUAGUUUGAUAGUAUAGUUUACUGUAAAAAAAUAGUCAAUGUGGCCUUCAAAAUAUAUGCAAAAUUUAGAUGCAAAAAUGUUUAACCCCCAAAGCUAUGGGUUUAUGAAUAAAUGCUACCAUAGAAAUCUUAGAACUAAGAACGUUGCACAUAAUAUGUAAAAACUCAGCCAAAACAAAAUUCAAAGUCACAAGUUCUGCCAACUGUGGCUGAAUUACAUGUUGACCAUUUUCGUUCCAACUUCACAUUCUUGGUGUCGGGUAUGCAUUCUCCAAGAUGUAGAAGCUACAACAAAAUCAGAUUAUAAGUAAAGGAGAAAAAAUACAAAAAUAAAAGCCCCCCAAAAUAAUUGUUGGACAUUGUUGGAACUAACAGAUAUUGGCACUGGGUAAUGUAUUUAUAUGAUUAUAAUAAGAUACAGCAAUAUAACAUGCUUAUUAUUAUUUGUGUGAAAUUUUGCCCUCCAAGUAGCAAUCAACAAUCCUAGAAGGCACCAGCUGCAUAUCCACUUUGUGGACCCACCUUACUACUACUACAGUACUUUUCUUUGUGCAUCGGACAGGUGCCUGCAUCUUUUAAUCACUGCAUUAUCCAUGAGUUCCAUUAACUAGUAGGUAUUAUUAUCAUCAUCAGUACUGAUUGCCUUUUUUUUUUUUUUUUUUUUUUUUUUUUUUUUUUUAAAUUCUAUAAAAUCCAUUUCUUAACAUACUGGGAUGAAAUUUUCACAACGCUGAUGCCAAAUACUGUUAGAUUUGUUCAACUCUUUUUCACUAUAUUUCAUAUUUGAACGAAUAUUUUUGUGCACCCGGCCCCUUAACGGUAACAAAGUUGUUAUUAUUAUUAUUAUUAACAUCUUUAUUGACAAAAUUAAUUACAAUUUUGCCUAAUCUGAGGAUUUUGAUAGUCUUAUUAAAGUGAGGAUUAACAAAGUUGUUAAAUAAUGUAUAUCAGGUGUGGGUUAUGUAUACUGGGUAAGAUGAUGUGAGCUUACUUCAUAACUACCGAUGUAUCAUAAGUUUGUGAUAACUUGGCUUGCUUUCAAUAUUUUAUUAUUAGCAAAAAAUUUUGUGCCUAGCGAACUUACUCAGUAUUCUCGUCUGGCUCCCUAGCCUCAGUCUCCCGUCCGUAAUAUGGCCGCAUUAGAUGCAGGCCACUUUUUUAUACAUUAAAAAAAUGUGUCUUAUUUGCUGACAAAUACGGUAAUUAAUAAACAAGUAUUAAUAUAAACCAACACAUUUACUGUAACAAAAAAUACUGCACAGUACAGUACAUCUUUACUUCUAAAAGCAAGAAGUUGAUUUAAGGUGAAAUUAGAUAUUAAUAAUUGGUCCCCAAAAUUAUAUAUAUAAUGUGUAAAAGCUUAUCUUUAAUAUUUAAAGUAAAACUCAUCUAUAGCAUGAUCCAGUGCCAAGUUGCCUGCUGUUGGAGUUAUGUUAUCUCCCAAGGUUCAGAUUACACGACUCAAGCAGCUGGUGUAUAGACACUGGAUAAUAUCCUACUUCAAGCUCAGGAACAUAUUCCAUAUAAAUAAAAAAGGAACAAUAUAUUUGUGACUAGGAAGUGGCUGGAGAUCAGUAUUUAAUAAUAAGUAGAAGGUUGGACUGGACUAUUGUUCUAAUAAUUUCACGAAUACUGUACAUAUGUUAAUUUUAUACUGUGAAAUAUAUAAAGUCCUGUACCUGAAAUUUACACAAAAUACAACAAGUAAUAUUUUUUAUUAGAACUUUAUGUGAGAAAUGUCUGACAAAAUUUUAACUAGAAAAAUUCUACUAUCAGCAGCCUGUGUUGUCAUUAUGACACAUGUAUCAAUCAACACAUUUUUUCUUUAGUGUACAUGUUUGAACCAUCCCUGCUCUAUCCUAUUUACCAUGUCUUGAUCUGUGUAUGAAAUGUCCUGCUUUUCAGAAAAUUUAAGUUAAAAUUAAAAAGUAUUUCAAAACUUGCAUGCAUUCAAGGCUUGAUUCUGAAGUAAUUAUUGGUAGUUAUUCUUAUGUAAUUUUCUUUUCUUGUUUGCAAUUUAAUUUUUGCAAUUAAUUUUGUUUAUUUUGUGACCAUACAAAACUACUGUAUCAAUAAGCCAAAAUCAAAAACUUUGUAUAUUUAAAAAGCAGUGAACAAAAACUUAGUUUUAAAGAUGACCAGGAAAUACAUGCUAAACUGUACUACAAGCCAUCUUAAAAAAUAUUUUCUGAGGUGAGCCUUGUCGGCUCACUGAAGCUACCGAACUGUUAUCCAUUAUAUUAGUCUAGAUCAUCAGUUAAUUGGAGUUCUUUGCCUAACAGAAACUACUAGCCAGAACCUGGUUCCCUCAGUGAGGCAUAGGGAGCAAUGGCUUAUGAACACUCCACUUUGUGAGAGUAUAGUCACGUCUGCCAUUGACCGGGGGUAUCACCCAGAAAGGUAAGAGAACCAUUACAAACCCCAACUGGUAAAACAUUGCAACCCAAAGCCGAAUAGAGCCCUAGAACAGAGCCCCCAAGAGGAAACAACAAGCAAAAAAUGUCCACUCCACUAGCGUGCCCGCCCAUUAGCGACUCCCCCCCCCCUAGAAGGGAGGAGGGGGCCCGCCCUGGCGGCCCAAACGCUGACACUGGCAGUUCAUCGACUGAUGUCAUAUAGAGCAGACGUUAUCGCUGGCCUCAUUCUCCUGUCUGGAUUUUACCCUUUGUGGUUGUGCCUGUUGUGUGGUUUUGAGCAGUUGCCUAGUGUUCUAGAGUACUCGGGCUGCAUGUGUCUAGGGUUCCCUUCCUUAGGCGCCUAGUAGGUACUGCCCCUGCGUAUUCAGAGUUUUCUUCCCUGGGACAUUCGUCAAUUCACUCCCGUUGAGGUUGGUGUUGCUUGUCAUUAACCGCACCCUUGUGGUUCAGCAGAGGUUGUGGGUCUCUCCGUCUGACUCUGGGUAGGGAGUUUUUUGUUGCUUGUUGGAGACCACGGUGUUAGCAUAGCUUGCAUAAUCGCAGCAGCCGUGACUCUCUCUGUCUUCAGGUUGUUUGUGGUGUUUUUUCAAGGGUUUCAGGUUUCUCCUUUUUAUUUCCAGGAGGAAGUGUGCCUAGAUUCCAAUUAGGUUAGCUUAGGUUGUAUUGGUGCUCUUCCUCUGGGUUCCUCGAGGUUGCACGCACGGCUUCCUGGGGUUCAGUUUGCCCCGUAUUAGACGGGGUUCAACCGGCUUUCACUACACCAGUGCCUGGGCUUCCUGUCGGGAUUCCUCCUCCUGCGUGUCCUGGAAAAUCCGUUGGGGCUCAGUGUGCCUAUGGAUGUCUUUCGAGACCCCCUCUCGCCUUGUGCGAGUUUGAGGAAUGCGCGUUGCCCUUGUGUCAGGGUGACAAUCAUCUGUUUUGCCUCUUUGUCGUGCUGCUUGUUGGGUCGGUGACACCUAUGACCCAAGAAUCCUGCGGGACUUAUUCCCCACUUGUCCUCCACGUUACCUGUUCCUCUUUGGAAGAUCUUAGGGGUUAUCUUGAGAUCUUGAGAUGAUUUCGGGGCUUAGCAUGCCCACGGCCAGGCCUCCUCUUUGGUACAGACCCACAGGAAGCAGCCCUUAGCAGCUGUCUAACUCCCAGGUACCUACUUACUGCUAGGUAACAGGUGCAUCAGAGGUGAAAGAAACAUUUUGCCCAUAUAUCUCUGCCUCCACCGGGGAUUGAACCCGAAACCUCAGGACUACGAAUCCAAAGUGCUGUCCACUCAGCUGUCAGGGUCAGGCAGCGGCAGGGUUGAAGUUUAGGUUUUUGUUGUUGCCCAGUUAAUGGCUCGGAGCUGCCCAGUUUUGGUUUUGGUUUUCGGAAUUGAGGCUGUUGGUUGCUUUGACUUUGGUUUUGCCCGCUUCCCCGAUUCCUUCCCUGGUGGGCGUGGUUCUCCUGCUCCUCCCUCCCUCCCCGUUCCUGGCUCCCAAACACCAUAGGGUUUCGGAGUUGUGGUGGGGUUUAGCUUGGGACAAGUCUUGGGCAGCUACAAGGGGCUGCCCCAAGUAUCUCUGAUGGGAGAUACUGCUGGCUUCUCGGGAUUUAGCUCUCCGUGCGGUUCAUAUCUGGGGAGUGUCCAAUGUCUUGGCGGACGGGUUGUCACGGUUUAUUCAUCUGUCCACGGAAUGGACGGUUGACGCUGAUACCUUCCGUUGGCUCUGCAGGACGUACGGACUCUUGAACAUGGACCUCUUCAUGUCGGCGUGGUCUUGGCAUCUCCUGGUCUGUGGCGCCCUUCUCCGACUGCGAGGCUGUCGUGAUGGACGCCUUUCAGCAGGACUGGUCGAGGUGGGGUUACCUGUACCUCUUUCCCCACGGUCCAGCCGUUGCUUCGAGUUCUGGCUUGGUUAGAGUCCUACUAAUGUACAGUAGUCCUUGUGGCCCCUUGGUGGCUGGCCCAGCCUUGGUUCCAGGCGCUGUUUGCACGGUGUGCGAACCUGGGACAUUUCUCGCGGCUCCACCUCUUCCAGCAGGUCAGACCAGUCCGGUACACAGAUGGUUUGGACUUCUCCUCCUCUGCUUUUCAUGUCUGGUCUUUUUGAGGCGGGUUUAUCAUCAUUUGUAUGGUGAUCAGGUGGCUUCGUUGAUGGUGUCCCACCUAAGAACUUCGUCUCGGCGACAGUAUGAAGUUUCCUGGCGAUCUUUCCGUCAUUUACUCUCUCUUCAUAGGUUGUCUUCUAUUUCUGAUCAAGUUCUUGUCCUUUCUGUCUUGGCUUUUUCAAGACAGUCAUUUGAUGCCUAAUGACGUCAUUGUGUAUUAUGCCGCGCUGGCAGAGCAGCUUCAGCUUGCGUUCGGGGUGGAUGUCACUUCUGCCCUGUUCUGUAGACUUUCUCGUGCUUUGUUUCACCUCCAGCCUGAUCAUGUGCUGCCCGAGCUGUCCUGGUCCUUGGACAGUGUGCUCUCUAAUCGUUCCUCUCCUCGGUUUGUGGUGGCCCCUCCGGUUCAAGAUGGUUUUUCCGAGACUGUUUCUGUUGGCAUUGGCCUCUGGGGGUCGGCUUGGGGAGCUGCAUGCUUUCCUCCAGCGCAGGGGUUUCUGCUCUUUCAGUCCUUGUGGUAGGUUUGUUCAGUUGCAGUCUUCUCCUUCUUUUCUGGCAAAGAAUGAGACGGCUGGUUGACCCAUGUCCCAAGGACGAGGGGUCCUUGGGUCAUUGAUGCUUGGUUGGUCAGGCCAGGAAUGCAUCAUAUGUUGUGUCUGGUUGUGGCUCUCCACCGUUAUCUGUGCACUUCGGCUUUGGUGGCUGGAGAUGCGCUUUGGGUUGAUCCGGUUUCCCUCGUUCCCUGUUCCAGGGCUCGGGUCUCCCAGACUGUCCGCGGGGUUAUUAAUUCUAGCCGGCCUGUGGUCUAUCCUUGUGCCCAUGACAUUAGGAAGUUUACGUGUUUGGCAACAUGUCUUGGGCUGAUAUUCGGGCGUGGGAAUUUUGGAGGUUGAACAGGGUCCUGGUCGCCCAUUAAUUGGUAAACGUUCCUGCUUCUGGGCGUUCCUGUUUUGUUUUGGGUUGCAGGCUGCAGUCAGUUGUCUCGACUUUGCGUUAAGAAGUUUGUGGCGACCCCCUCCCGGGUAUGUCCCUCUUUUCCUUAUCUUUGGUUAUGUAGCUUCAGGGAGCCGAAGGAGCUCCCCACAGAAAACCAGCAUUAAAUGUAAUGAAACGCCAUUUUCUGGGUGAGGCCCCCAGAGGCUCCCUGGCAACCCUCCCUCCCUCUGGUUGGCGGUGUUUCACGUUGUUUGAUGCUUAGCUUCCAAACUGGAGUGUUGGGUAUCCGGCAUGGGAAGGCCCAGGGCUCCCCCCCCCUUCCCUCCCUCUGUCGGGGAGGGAACGGAUGCACAAACGAGCAGCAUGGCAGUGGAGUGUGAUGUUUGCUUGUUUCCUUUUUUCCAUGGGAUUGGAGGGAGUUCUACCUCUGUUCCAUUUUUCUUUGUACUUUUCUUACCAUAUGAGGUUUGUUUUGUUAUGCCUACCUUUCUGGGUGCCUAAUCCUGGUCAUUGGCAGAUAAGGAAAACCCCUCAAUCACAGGGGUGUUUUCCCAUGGCCUUUGCUCCCUGCAACCUCUCUGAAGGGGCCAGGUUCUAGCUCAUGGUCCCGGUAGGUCGAACUCCAUAAACUAAUGCCCCGGUCUAAUAUAUCACACAUUAGCCCAAUAGCUCCAGGGAGCCUCCAGGGCUCCUCCAGGGCUCGCCAAAAAAUGGCGUUUCAUUACAUUCAACGCUGUUUUUUUGUUUUGUUUUUUAUACCAGAACUGACUGUUAGCAACUAUGAGGCUAUAGUUAUGCUGAAUUCUAAAUACUUAAAAAAUGCUGGGCUACAUUAAAUAAUUCCAAUGGAUAGAUAAUGCUAUACUAUACUUAAAAAAACAGUGUGUAUAAUGAGUUCAAAGGCAAAUUUUAUUUAUUUACAUUAUUAAAACUAUAUGGUAUUCACAAUAAUCACUGUGCUGUUUGAACAUAAAGUAUCUUUGAUUACAUGCAGGAAAAUACAUUAUGGAUAUGAACAUUAGGCAAAGGAGCUACCAUAUUUGUGGUACAACUCUGGAACUCUUGGAAAACUAAUAUUCAGGACUCUCAUCCUUUGGUUACAAAAUAUAAGUAGCAAUCUUCCAAACAUUGUCAUGAUUUUAAGUUUAAUAUUAUAAAAUAUACAGGACAAUUUUUAACCUAUGACAAAUCCUAUAAUCUUUUGUUUGAAUAUUGUACAACAUGAUAAUGUAGUAAUUUGUAUUACAAUAUUUAAAAGUCAAUGUGAAUUAUUUUAGUAAUUAUUAGGCAGCUCUAUGUAUUCUGACAAUACUUCUUAAAUACUCUAAUUCAAAAUAAUGGGGUUGGCAUUAUAGAUAAUCUCAAAGAUCAGCAGUGAAUUAUAAAUUAUUACACUAGAAAGGAAUGUAAUGUUCAUAAGAAUCUGAGACUAGACGAUUGCUAGCCUCAAAACUCGUGACAUGUUGCUGUUGAAGAAGAGGCUACACAGUCACAUUGUGACAAAGCAGUAGACUCAAUUCAAGAUUAAAUACAAAUUUAAGUGAGGAGAUUUAAAAGAAAAUAAGGAAUCUAUGAGGUGUGAAUAUGCUUAUGCAACACACAAGUGAAACUGAAAGUUGAAGAAAAAUUAUAAAGGUAGAGUAAAAAAAUUAUAAAGGUAGCGUAUGAUGAUAUGCGAUAUUUAAGAAAUGCCUAUCUUUGAUGUGGUUUUAGAAGUAGAGACUUCAUGAAAGGAAUGAGUGGCAAAUACCAAACAAUAUAUUAAGAAAUUAUUUCUAUACAGACUGUAAAUUGUACUGUUUCUUUCACACAUGCAAAAUCAUAAUGUGUGUUUGUGUUUUAAAGAAAAGGAACUUUAUGCAAGUUAUGUUCACAUCUGCAAGCUCAAAUGGGGCCUAUUUAAGUGUCCAAGUUUGUACUGUAUAGUGCCACUCAUGAGCUGUAUGACGCUUGCACCGGAAAAUGACACCAUUGUGCUGUACCAAGUAUAUGCUAUACAGUGCCACCCAUGUGUUGUACCAAGCUUUUUGACGUACAACACCUAUGUGUUGUACCAAAUUUGUACUGUAUAGUGCUGCUCAUGUGCUGUAUCAAGUUUAUGCUGUGCAGUGUCAUGAUUGUACUGUGCCAAUCCUAAACUCCCAGUGCCCAUCAGAUUGUGCCAAACUUUAUGAGGUCUUUGGGGAAUGGUGCUGUGUUUGUUAUAGGAGCAAUAUAGACUUUAUAUAGUACUGAUGAUGUAUAUGCUCAGCCAUAGCUUAGAGAAAUGUGCAGUGAAAGCCACAUACAAAUGAUCAACUUGCUAUAUUUUUAUAUUUUGUUCAAUUGAUACUCCAUAAAUCACCCCAUACUCUCUUCAAUGUAACGUCCUAAGUAUAACAUGGAAAUUUAUUUGAGUUCUCUUAGUUCUUAUUCAUAAAGUUUUAUAUGCAUAUUGUGCCAUGAAGGUUAUUGACAUGAGUGUAAAUGAGUUAGGGUAGUUGAAAGGAUUAUAUGUCUUAUUAGAACUCUUUAUUAACAGUAAGAGUUAAUGAUUCAAUACUCACUCUCACAAAUUAUGCUAUACAAUAUAUUAAAAGAACUUAUUUCUUGUUAAGAAAAAACUAUCUUCUUUAUGGUUGUGAAGAACUUCAUUUAGUAUCUCUAGUUGCAUCCACAUUAAUGUUAUGAAUUUUUGAAGACAGGAUAAGCAGUGCAUAUAACAACUGUUUGAUGUUUCAUGUAUGACUUUGAUGAAUUACAAAAAGAAAUGGAUAAACACUUAAUUUUCUUUUCUGUUACAGCCAUAAUUAUUUCUGUCACACUGCAUUUCCUUUCACUGCAGUUUGAUAUUAAAUUAAUCCUCCAGGUUACAAUCUUUAACACCAAUCUCUAGCAACACAACCUGCCUCACUACUGCAUUUAUUGUAACACUCACUAUUCAGUAUUGUUCAACUCAAUACUGUAUUGCAGGUACCAUAACACUCACUAUUCCGUACUGUUCAACUUAACACUGUACUUCUGCUACCAUAACAUUCACUAUUCAGUAUUAUUCAACUUACGCCUAUACUGCAGCUACCGUAACACUCACUAUUCCGUAUUGUUCAACUCAAUACUGUACUGCAACUACCAUAGCACUCACUAUUCAGUAUUGUUCAACUCAAUACUGUACUGCAACUACCAUAGCACUCACAAUUUAAUAUUAUUCAACUCAAUAUUGUACGGCAGCUACCAUAACACUCACUAUUCCGUAUUCAACUCAAUACUGUACAGCAACUACUAUAACACUCACUAUUCAAUAUUAUUCAACUCAUUACUGUACUGCAGCUACCAUAACACUCACUAUUCUACAUUGUUCAAUUUAACACUGUACUUCUGCUAUCAUAACAUUCACUAUUCAGUAUUAUUCAACUUACGACUGUACUGCAGCUACCAUAACCCUCACUAUUCAGUAUUGUUCAACUCAAUACAAAUUAAAACACUUUGGAUAAUAUAUUUCAACCCAGCCUCCUAUUUAGAUAGUACUUUUUGUAAUUAUGUGAACCAUCAUACAUACAUAGACAUACUGGACAAUUAGUAGAAUUUGGUACUACUCUGCAAGCACACAAUGUAAUGGACCCUAUUGUUACCUUGUUACAACUUGUUAUAAAGUUUUUGUGUUAGAAAGUUGUUACUUGUUAUAUUGGUUGUUACAACUUAUAAGAAUGUGUUACAACUUGGCGAACAUUGUAGCAAUGUCGUAGUUUUGUUGUGUGUUUGGCUGGUAUUCAGUUUACAGUCUGAAAAAAUAAAGUUAAAAACCAAACCUAAAUAUUUCUAGCACAUAUAUGUAUAGUACAUAUAUGUACUAUAUUAGGCAUCAGAUAGCAUGUAUUAGGCCUAGGAAGGUUUGGUUUGGUUAAGUUUUCUUUGCAACAUCAAUACAAAAACUUGUACCGAUUUCUACUUUCUAAUUGCCUUUUAUGUCAAUAUGUAUACAGUGGUCCUCUUUGUUACUAUAAGUACUACCUAAAUAGGAGGAUGGGCUGUAUAUUUGCAUGGUUUAAUAAUUAAUUCCACUAAAAUAACUAAAAUAAUUAGAAAAUAGCCAUAUUACUUCACUCGUUACAAAUUAUAGUACAAAAGCACGCUGUUGCCAAUGACAGCACUUGCCAAGUAGCACAGAUACACUAGUCAGUCACAGGGGUUCCAGACUCAGGGACCAAAAACAGUAACUACAAUGGCUAAAUGUAUAAUUUGUAUUGUAUUGGACAAAUGUAGGAAUUAGAUAAUACGGUUCUGUACUUGAACACAGCAUUAUAUUCUUACAUGGAUAUCUCUACUUAAACACAUGUCUUGUGACAUUUAAAUUACUCAUUAUGCUCAGUGGUUUUGCCAUUGUGCAGCUUUAUUUUAUCAGGGUUGUAAGUCAACAUUAAAAUUAAUUUUCUGUUACUUUCCCAAUAUCAUUAGGUUUGCCAACUUCUAAUAUUCUUUUGGGAUAUUACUGCACAGCAUAUUUCCUUCAUUCAAACUCACCUCCAUUAUCCAACUAUUCAACUACCUGACCACUUAGCAACCUAAUCUGCCAGGAAUUUUGUAACCAUAUGUUUUCCACAGCUUUGUUUUUAAGUGCAUGAACUGAUCCCAAUGGAAUUGAAUUAAAUAUGGCUUGCCUUGUUACUUUAAAUCCAGUAUUGUCUUGCUUUUGUGCCUAUUUCCAAAAAUGUUAAAUUUCUGCUUCAAGUUUUCUAUUUAAAUAUUGUAAUCUAAUUGGUUUUAGCCCCAUAAUGUGCUUUCUUUAAAUUUUUAAAUAUUGGUUGGGUUAGGAUAAUAAUUUUCAGGGUUUGGAUGAUAAUUUAUGCUAAAACCUUGCCUAUCAUUGCAUCUAAUAGAAACUUACUGUUUCUGUUGGAUCCCUACACAAUGAUAUUUGGCUUAUAACACUAAGAAAUUAACUUUAUCACAUUUAGCUUCAAGAGGGUGGCAACUUAUCCUAUCCUUCGGGACUAAUAAUACUUUCCACUCCUUUUCCAAUGAGCUUAUAAAAACAAAUUUUGCUCUAGUAUUGGUUUCUAAUUCUUUCUCUCUCAUCCAUUAAAAAGGACUGCAUGGUGGCUCUAUUUCCAUUAUUUAAUUAAUUGUAAGGAUAUUGCCUUAACCAAUAUUUCAACAUUUCUUUUGGUAUUUUUGAAGGUUUGCUAUUUUAUAUCUUAUUUUAAAUAUUUACACACUUAAUCUAUCAUGCUUCUUUCCCACUGUCCCUAUACUUUACGUAUGUUUACUUUCGUGUGACUUCAACCAAUGAUUCACCUUUUGACAUUCUCCUAUUACCUGGAUUAACCCACACCCCCAUUGCUUUGGCUAUGCCCCAUAUCACUUUGACUGACCUAAUCAUACUACCUAGGCUGAUAUACUGCCCCUUUUGACCUGCCCCACCACCUAGACUGACUCUGAUCCCACCACAUAGACUGACCUAGUACCCCCAUACCAUUCAGACUGACCAGCCCCCACCUGCCACACCUCGCGGUCUUCCCUUGCCACUCAGGGAUGCUCUCAUGGGCCUUCAUUUCUGCCACGGCACUCCUCACCAGCCACUUACCUUCAUUGGACAGGGCACCAGUUUUAUGAACAAAGUUAUGCUGUUCACAAGGUGUAGUUAGCAUCUCAUCUUGCUAGCUCAUCGUGCUAACCAGGUUACUAUGCAUGAAGUGCGCCCAUUUCUUUAAUAUGAAUAAAGUUUUAAACUUUUACCAUGUAAACUCAGGUAAAAGUUGAUACAGUAUACUAGAUAAUAAAAGUGUCACACCUGCCAGUUAAGCAUUUGCUUUUAACAUCCUUCAUGCAUUGAAAAAUAAUUUGCCAUUUAAAUCUUCUUUCAUGGCUCGAAGAGCUCUGUAAUUAAUGCAUGAACAUCAUUAUACUUUUAUCAUCAUGUGCUUUCAAAUUGUGCUCAAGACACCUGAACUUUAGAUAGUUAGUUCCCAUAUAACAUGUUUGAUGAAGAAAUG
Messenger RNA from Procambarus clarkii (red swamp crayfish), 17936 nucleotides. RefSeq lists its product as uncharacterized. The record is from RefSeq and is a predicted model, not a curated record. NCBI's taxonomy places the organism in Eukaryota, Metazoa, Arthropoda, Malacostraca, Decapoda, Cambaridae. Gene Ontology annotation, molecular function: ubiquitin protein ligase binding.